Gavialis gangeticus (Gharial) is the source of this 2473-nucleotide messenger RNA. It is a transcript of the gene GFPT2, whose product is annotated as glutamine-fructose-6-phosphate transaminase 2. Gene Ontology annotation, biological process: UDP-N-acetylglucosamine metabolic process; fructose 6-phosphate metabolic process; protein N-linked glycosylation. NCBI's taxonomy places the organism in Eukaryota, Metazoa, Chordata, Crocodylia, Gavialidae. The record is from RefSeq and is a predicted model, not a curated record. Bases 23 to 2071 code for a protein of 682 amino acids. Gene Ontology annotation, molecular function: carbohydrate derivative binding; L-glutamine:D-fructose-6-phosphate transaminase (isomerizing) activity. The transcript has 19 exons.
UGUGGCGGCUCCGUGCGGGACGAUGUGUGGAAUCUUCGCUUAUCUGAACUACAGAGUACCUCGGACUCGGAAGGAGAUAUUUGAGACUCUGAUCAAAGGACUUGAGAGACUAGAAUACAGAGGAUAUGACUCGGCAGGUGUUGCCAUUGAUGGAAAUGAUAAUGAGGAUAAAGAGAGGUUCAUUAAACUGGUCAAGAAAAGAGGAAAGGUAAAGGCCCUGGAUGAAGAAUUAUACAAACAAGAUGGUCUGGACCUAAAGGUAGACUUUGAAACACAUUUUGGAAUUGCUCACACUCGUUGGGCAACCCAUGGAGUCCCCAGUGUAGUAAACAGUCACCCUCAGAGAUCGGGUAAAGGGAAUGAAUUUGUUGUUAUCCACAAUGGAAUCAUCACAAACUAUAAGGAUCUGAGAAAAUUUCUGGAAAGCAAAGGCUAUGAGUUUGAAUCUGAAACCGAUACAGAAACCAUCCCCAAACUAAUCAAAUAUAUAUAUGACAACAGAGAGACGGAGGACAUCAGCUUUUCAGCAUUGGUGGAAAGAGUUAUUCAGCAGCUGGAAGGUGCUUUUGCCUUGGUUUUCAAGAGCAGCCACUAUCUGGGUGAAGCUGUUGCUGCCAGGAGAGGAAGUCCUCUACUCAUUGGAGUUCGCAGCAAAUACAAGCUUUCCACUGAACAGAUUUCUGUCCUGUAUCGGUCAUGCAACAUUGAAAACGUGAAGAAUAUAUGCAAGACCCGAAUGAAAAGAUUGGAUGGUUCUACCUACCUUCAUGCUGUUGGAGAUAAAGCAGUAGAAUUUUUCUUUGCUUCUGAUGCAAGUGCCAUCAUUGAACACACCAACAGAGUAAUCUUCCUAGAAGAUGAUGAUAUUGCAGCAGUAACUGAUGGGAAACUUUCUAUCCAUCGACUGAAACGUUCAGCUAGUGAUGACCCCUCUCGAGCCAUCCAGACUUUGCAGAUGGAAUUGCAGCAAAUAAUGAAGGGUAACUUCAGUGCAUUUAUGCAGAAAGAAAUCUUUGAACAACCAGAAUCUGUUGUCAAUACCAUGAGAGGCAGAGUGAAUUUUGAGAGCAGUACUGUUCUGUUGGGUGGUCUUAAGGAUCAUUUGAAAGAAAUCAGGAGGUGCCGCCGACUGAUCAUCAUUGGUUGUGGAACCAGUUAUCAUGCUGCAGUAGCUACGCGCCAAGUGCUGGAAGAAUUGACAGAGCUGCCUGUGAUGGUGGAACUUGCUAGCGACUUCCUGGACAGAAACACUCCUGUAUUCAGGGAUGAUGUAUGCUUCUUUGUCAGUCAGUCAGGUGAGACUGCAGAUACGCUUAUGGCCUUGCGGUAUUGUAAGGAACGUCGAGCUUUGACGGUUGGCAUUACAAAUACUGUGGGAAGCUCAAUAUCCAGAGAUACUGACUGUGGUGUACAUAUCAAUGCAGGCCCAGAGAUAGGUGUGGCAAGCACAAAGGCUUACACCAGCCAGUUCAUCUCUCUUGUAAUGUUUGGCCUGAUGAUGUCUGAAGACAGAAUUUCCCUGCAGAAAAGGAGACAGGAGAUCAUCAGCGGGCUGCAAUCAUUACCAGAGAUGAUUAAAGAAGUCUUGUCCUUGGAUGAGAAGAUACAUGAUUUGGCUCUUGAAUUGUACAAACAGAGAUCGCUUUUAGUGAUGGGUCGUGGUUAUAAUUAUGCUACAUGUCUGGAAGGAGCAUUGAAAAUCAAGGAGAUCACAUACAUGCAUUCUGAAGGUAUCUUGGCUGGUGAACUGAAGCAUGGGCCACUGGCCCUUAUUGAUAAACAAAUGCCUGUUAUCAUGGUAAUUAUGAAGGAUCCCUGCUUCAACAAAUGCCAGAAUGCCUUGCAACAGAUCACUGCUCGACAGGGUCGCCCAAUCAUUUUGUGUUCUAAAGAAGAUACAGAAAGCUCAAAAUAUGCAUACAAAACUAUUGAGCUGCCACACACGGUUGACUGUCUCCAAGGGGUUCUGAGUGUUAUUCCCCUCCAGCUGCUUUCAUUCCACCUGGCUGUUCUCAGAGGAUAUGAUGUGGAUUUUCCAAGAAACCUGGCCAAAUCUGUGACGGUGGAAUAAACAACCUGCAACUUUUGUCACCAAACUUCUAAAUUUAUUUUCUACAAAUGUAUUGUUAUUCGUUGAGUACACAACUUUCUAAGUAGAAUGAUGAUAUUGUUAACUGGAAAGUGUUGAGGAAGUUUGGCAUGUUUGUUUUUUAACUUGUUCUGACAACCCGUUUUUAAAAGCUUUUGAUGUGCCUUGUACCCAAGUGCUUUUGCUUACAGCAAAUGUUUCUCUAAAUAGUAAUAUUGCCAAAAGAGAAAGACAGAAAGCAAAUCAUUGUUUACACAUGGUAUAGUGAAUGAAGUUUUCUACUAUUGUGCAAUAUAUAUAUACAGCUCUGUUUUAGAGUAACUGUGAACACUUUUAGCCAACACUACUUUAACUAGUUUUAAAAACAAUAUAUUUAUAAGUACA